Molecule: messenger RNA, 1893 nt
Organism: Anoplopoma fimbria (sablefish)
Lineage: Eukaryota; Metazoa; Chordata; Actinopteri; Perciformes; Anoplopomatidae
Gene: rnf181
Product: ring finger protein 181
Exons: 6
Coding region: 111-584 (157 amino acids)
Biological process (GO): protein ubiquitination
Cellular component (GO): cytoplasm
Molecular function (GO): ubiquitin protein ligase activity
Source: RefSeq, a predicted model, not a curated record
GCAAAUAUCACGUGGUUGAAUCUGUCAUACCAGGAAGAAUGACAUGUUUUGUCGCUGGUAACAUUUCAGUAUCUUAAUGCAAAGAGGUCUCAAACGUUGGCCGUACCACAAUGGCAUCCUACUUUGAUGAACACAACUGUGAGCCCACCAACCCAGAGGAACAGUAUCGUCAGAAUGCUCUACUUGAGUUGGCCAGGUCUUUGAUGCAGGGUCUGGACUUAUUUGACUCGGGGGCGUUCGACUUGUCUGACUGGGACCAGCGUCUUCCUCCUCCAGCUGCCAAAACUGCUGUUCAGACCCUUACUGUGGUCAUCAUUUCUCCAGAGCAAGCAGAUAAAGGUCUCAAGUGUCCUGUGUGUUUGCUGGAGUUCGAGGAACAAGAGUCAGUUCGAGAAAUGCCUUGCAAACACCUUUUCCACUCAGGAUGUAUACUGCCCUGGUUAGGCAAGACCAACUCCUGUCCGCUGUGCCGACUUGAAUUACCAACUGACAAUCCAGAGUACGAGGAAUUUAAAAAAGACAAAGAGAGAAGAAAACAGAGGGAGCACAGGCUGGAAGAUCUACAUGGAAGCAUGUACACAUGACUUAACUGUGCUCUGGUGCACAGUGACAUUUUCAGAAAACUAUGAGAAAAAUGAAAGUUUCAGGAAAUGCAUAAUGCUGCAUUCAUGCCAUUUCGUGCAGAAUAUUUUAAGACAAGUGUGCUGUUGACAGCGGCCCUGAAGCAUUUCUGUCUUUUUGAUUUAAAUCUAAAAGCUUUAAACACACAAAAAAAACCUCCAUUCAGCCGUAUUUGUCAAAUAAUAUGUUCUAUUUAAACACAGGAAUAUAUUUUAAUCACUGACUAUUUUAGUUUUCCACAAAAUAAUGUAAACAAUUUAAGAGAAUUACAUUUUUAAAGUGCACUCCAGCACUGCAACAUGAAUAGCUUACACUUACAUAUAUUAUGGGCACUCAAUAAAGAGAGAUCAAGAGAAGACAUGUCAGAAAUUGAAGCAGCAGAUGUUGAAGUUUAAGAUGCUCGAUCCUACACUUCUCAUUUUCAUUUUAUGUCAGACCUUCCCUUUCAGGUAAAUGCCCACAUCUUUUAAACCCCAUGACCCCGCUGUCACACAAGCUUUCAGUUAAUUUGUUGUCUUCAAGCCGAGGUACAAACUGAACAAGAUCUUGUAGAGCCAAAGAAGAUACUAUACAACUAUUUUCACUGGCUGAGUAGUGCUUCUCCUCCCCAUGUGAGUGAAUUGACCUUUUUGUGUAAAAUUGUUUGGUUCCCCUUUAACUUGUCCUGUGAUGUUGGCCUAGACAGGAACUAUUAAUAACAUAACCAGUAUGGUCUGGAUUGGUUUUGAUGCUUCUACAUCACAUGUAGAUUUAUUCCACUUCUAUACUACUUCAUGUGUUAACUCACAAUAUUGAACCUCUAACCUUGCUGACUCAACUUUGGUAGGAUCUUUAACCAGCAGUUAGCCAUUCUUUGUCAUUCGCUUUGCCAAAAGUUGUUUCUAUUUGUGAUUCAAAUGAAUAGAUAUAUAUAUAUAUAUAUAUAUAUAUAUAUAUUAAAAAACCUCAACAACCUCCAAAAUACUUUUAACCCUAGCUUUAUUAGCGUCAAGAUAAUACCAAUACUAUUCCACAUUGUCAAUAUAACAAGUACUGUAUGACCAUGAUGUCAUUUUGCUCUCUGUUAUAAGCAGAAACAAUUUUGUUGUUUAUAAGGACACAAAUGCUAUUUUCUGUUUUCAAGAACAAUCCAUGCAAAACAUCCAAGAAUUUAUCAUCUUUAUUUCAUAUUUGAAUAUAAAUUGCUGUCAAAUGAAAAUAUUUAAAUGAUAGACAAAUCGUACAUAUUUACAGAAUUUAUAAAAAGGAAACAAAAUUGUCUGUGUUGAUUUG